Messenger RNA from Ambispora leptoticha, 1176 nucleotides. The record is from the annotation of a GenBank genome assembly. Lineage: Eukaryota; Fungi; Glomeromycota; Glomeromycetes; Archaeosporales; Ambisporaceae.
AUGUCCGCUGCUUUCAAGACUAAGAGUUCCUAUGAAUUUCUCUUGUCUGGGAUUUCAACCCUCACCUCGACUAUUUACAGUCCACCAUUUGGAACGUCUCACGACAUGUUUUGGCAAUUAGAGUUCAUUCCUUCUUCAUCGGAAGAGCCAGACUACUGUGCUGCUUUCUUAUUCGCGAUACCGAAUCAUGAAGAGGCAAAUACUAACUCUACUUGGGCAAGGCGUAAUAAUUUGAGUGCCAAACUAUUCUUGAAAAAUCCCAGAAAUAAUGCACUCUAUAAGAAAACUCCUGUGAAAAUGAACUCAUUUUCUGCGAAAUUAUCUGGCUGGGGAUGGGAGGCCUUCUAUAAAAAGGCAACAUUACCGGAUCAAGUGAUUUUUGGGGUAGAAUUUGAAAAAGUCGAAAUUGGACUAGUCUCACAGAAGUGGCCAUUGCCAAGUAAUCCGCAUCCAUACAAUCAUGUGCCAGAUGAUUUGGUGCGAGCUUGGGAAGGACAAUUAAAUAAUCCGCAAAGUGCGGAUGUACAAUUUAGUGUUCAAGGGAAGAUAAUUUACGCGAAUUCUGCUAUCCUUUCACAGCGAUCAAAAUAUUUUCGACAGAUAUUUCAGGGGUCAUGGGCUGAAUCUGCUGAUAAUAAUACUAUUGUAAGAUCUGCUACGCCUACAAUCAUCUCCGCCAAUGCGUCUGCUAUUAUUCCAGCAGAUGCGCACCUUGUUAAUCAAUCGAAGUUCGCUCAUAAUAUUGAUGUGCCUGAUUUUCAUGACGAAACUUUUCUUGAGAUGCUUCGUUUCCUUUACACUAAUCGUGUGGCAUUUACCGAUACCAAGGAUGAAGAUACUCACACAACUGCACUUGAUAUGUUUUGCAUUGCGGACAAAUAUUUGAUUGAUGAUUUAAGGCAACUAGCAAAAUUAGAUAUAUUUAAAGAUUCAAAUGUCAAUGAUGCUGCGGAAUUUCUUUUCGGUACCGCGUGGAAAUAUCCAGAAUUGAAAGAACAAGCUAUGAAAUUUGUUGUUAGUAAUUUUGUUGCUGUACGACAAACCGCCUCGUUCAAGAAUAUUCUCGCAAACCCGAAUGAAUAUCCCGCUUAUACAGAUUUAAUGAAUGAGAUAUUUGAGGAAUUAUUUCCUGCUACAGGAGUCGAAAAUACUGGAAAACCUGCAAAGGAUGAUUAG